Molecule: messenger RNA, 633 nt
Organism: Eucalyptus grandis
Lineage: Eukaryota; Viridiplantae; Streptophyta; Magnoliopsida; Myrtales; Myrtaceae
Product: glutathione S-transferase TCHQD-like
Exons: 2
Coding region: 1-633 (210 amino acids)
Molecular function (GO): glutathione transferase activity
Source: RefSeq, a predicted model, not a curated record
AUGGUUGUCAAACUUAUUUAUUCUGUCUGUCUGUCUUCAUUCUCUUCUUUUGUGGAAGUUUAUAAUGCUUUAGAAAUUUACAGGUAUAUAGAGAGAAUUGCAGUUGUCUCUGUUAAUAAUGAUAGCAUCGCCUUCAGCAGUGAUGACGUCAUUCAAUGGAUGCAUAAAAUACAGGAGUGGAAUCCAAAGUUUUUCACAUUAUCCCACGUCCCUGAGAAGUAUCGGCAAGCAGUGUCCAAGUUUUUUAGGAGAGUCUUGAUUGCUCGGAUGGCCGAGUCACCUGACCUGGCAAGUUCCUACCACCGCAAGCUAAAAGAGGCAUAUCACACCGAAGAGAAGCUGAGAGACCCAGAGGUUGUAAGGCGGAGCAAGGAACAUCUAAUCAGACUUCUUGAUGAAAUUGAGGACAGUUUGAGCAAGACUUAUAUUGCAGGGGAAGAGUUCAGCAUGGCAGACAGGUUGAGCAAGACGGCUUAUAUUGCAGGGGAAGAGUUCAGCAUGGCAGACGUAAUGUUCAUUCCGGUGCUAGCUCGUUUGGCACUCUUGAAUUUGGAAGACGAGUAUAUAAACAGCAGGCCAAACAUGGCCAAAUACUGGAGUUUGGUUCAGCAAAGGCCUUCCUACAAAAAGUGA